This is a messenger RNA of Notothenia coriiceps (black rockcod), 6140 nucleotides long. It is a transcript of the gene psme4a, whose product is annotated as proteasome activator subunit 4a. Lineage: Eukaryota; Metazoa; Chordata; Actinopteri; Perciformes; Nototheniidae. Gene Ontology annotation, cellular component: nucleus; spermatoproteasome complex; cytosol. Gene Ontology annotation, molecular function: proteasome binding; peptidase activator activity. The record is from RefSeq and is a predicted model, not a curated record. Gene Ontology annotation, biological process: proteasomal ubiquitin-independent protein catabolic process.
AUGAAUCAGUCGACGUUCACAGUCCUUGGGUUAUGACUGUGCUUUUGUAGUAGAGAGCUAACUUUAGCUAUACCGUUAGCUGGUUGUCAGGUUUUAGGAUUACGUUGACCGAAAAAGAGGAAUUCGGGUGCCAACGCAUUAUUUGGACUAACUCGUGACUUUCGUUGGCCUUAAUAUUUUUUUAAAUAUGACGUUGUUAAUGUUGUUGUUAAUAAGGAAGCUAACUUAACUUUAGCUAGAUGACUAGCUAGUGUGUCAUCAACUUGUGAAUCUCACAACUUAUUCACUCCAUAACAAUCCUAACGAUUCACUGUUAAGAGGUAGCUAGCAGAGAAAUUGGUAGCCGUCGUAUUAGCCAAGUAGCAUUAAAAACGUGCACGGAGAAGCCGAAGGAACUUAGACACAGUAAAAUUCGCUAGCAUAGUGAAGCUAGCUGGUUGGAAUUUGUGAUAUGAAAAAGGCACAGUCUGACACAUUGGGGUUUGUUCCUCAAAAGGACAUCGUAUACAACAAACUUCUGCCCUAUGCAGAAAAGCUAGAUGAUGAAUCAAAUGAUAUUUUGAGUAAAAUAAAAGGAAACUUGUGCCGAGCUGUACAGCUCAGAGAGAUAUGGCCCGGUGUGCUGUUUUGGACAAGGAAACUCUCCACGUAUAUGAGACUGUAUGGGCGGAAGUUCAGCAAAGAAGACCAUGUGCUGUUCAUCAAGUUGCUCUACGAGCUAGUGACGAUCCCCAAACUGGAGAUCAGCAUGAUGCAGGGCCUUGCUCGGCUUCUUAUCAACCUCCUCAAGAAAAGAGAGCUACUGUCCCGGGAGGACCUUGAGUUGAACUGGAGACCGCUGUAUGAGCUGUACGACAGGAUUCUCUUCUCCAAGACAGAGCAUCUGGGUCUCAACUGGUUCCCCAACUCUGUGGAAAACGUGCUGAAAACACUUGUGAAAAGCUGCAGACCAUACUUUCCGGAGUCUGCUUCUCAGGAGAUGCUGGAUGAAUGGAGACCACUCCUCUGUCCCUUUGAUGUCACAAUGCUAAAAGCCAUCAGCUACUUUGAACUCUUUCUACCCACGACUCUGCCUCCAGAGCUGCACUGCAAGGGGUUCAAGUUGUGGUUCGAUGAGUUCAUAGCUUUAUGGUUGUCUGUGCAAAAUCUUCCAAGCUGGGAAAUGCAUCUGGUCAAUCUCUUUGCUCGCUUGUCCAAUGACAACAUCGGCUACAUUGAUUGGGACCCUUACAUCCCGAAGAUUUUCACAAGAAUCUUGAGGAGUUUGAAUCUCCCUGUGGGCACGAGUCAGAUGAUGGUAGCACGAUAUGUCACCAAUGCCUACGAAAUCGGCCAUGUGGUGCUUUGGGUCUCAUCGCUCCUGGGAGGACCCAGCAAGCAGGCUCAGGAACAGCUCAGUGGCCUUUUCAACAGUAUUACAUCCUUCUUCCACCCGUCAAACCAUGGCCGCUGGUUGAUGAAACUCAUGAGGCUGCUCCAGCGUCUCCCAGCCAGCGUGGUGCGGCGGCUGCACAGAGAGCGCUACAGGAAGCCCACAUGGCUGACACCAGUCCCAGACAGCCACAAGCUCACAGAGGAGGAUAUCACAGCCUUUGUGGAGAGCAUGAUGCAGCCGGUGCUGCUGGCCAUGUUCAGCAAGACGGGCAGCAUGGAUGCAGCCCAGGCCCUGCAGAACCUCGCUCUGAUGAGGCCUGAGCUGGUUAUCCCCCCCGUGCUUGAGAGAACAUACCCGGCCCUGGAGACUCUCACAGAGCCCCACCAGCUGACGGCCACUCUGAGCUGCAUGAUUGGAGUGGCACGGAGCCUAGUGUCAGGUGGGCAGCGCUAUCCUGAGGGGCCCACUCACAUGCUGCCCCUGCUCAUGAGGGCUUUGCCGGGCGUUGACCCAAAUGAUUUCAGCAAGUGCAUGAUCACAUUCCAAUUUAUUGCUACCUUUGUGACUCUUGUGCCUUUGGUGGACUGUUCGUCCGCCCUACAUGAAAGAACUGACUUGACAGAGGUGGAAAGGGAGAUGUGCUCAGCCUCAGCAGAGUUUGAAGACUUUGUGCUUCUAUUCAUGGACAGAUGCUUUGCCCUGAUAGACAGCAGCACUCUGGAACAAACCCGUGAGGAAACAGAAACAGAGAAGAUGACUCAUUUGGAGAGUCUGGUAGAGCUCGGCCUGUCUUCCACCUUCAGCACCAUCCUCACCCAGUGCUCCUUGGACAUCUUCAAGGUUGCUCCUUAAAAGGUGUUCACUUGUGCAACCACCAACAUCUUUGCACGAGUAGCUGGCAGAUGGUGGGCUGACAUGUGCAGAGCCGCUUUCCAAGUAUCUGACACUGUAAUAUUAUCUGUACCGGCAGAUGACACCAGAGAGAACUACAGAGAUGCUGUGUGCAGAGUGAUGAGACAGCUGCUGAAUUACAUCCUGGAGCACUCUGAAGACGACACCAAGUCUCUUUUCUCCAUCAUCAAGAUCAUCAGCGACCUGUUGCAAUUCAAAGGUUCUCACAAACAUGAGUUUGACUCCCGCUGGAAGAGCUUCAACCUUGUGAAGAAAUCAAUGGAAAACAGACUUCACGGCAGAAAGCAGCACAUCAGAGCUCUGCUAAUAGACAGAGUUAUGCUCCAGCAUGAGCUGCGGAAGCUGACAGUGGAAGGAUGUCAGUACAGGAGCAUUCACCGGGAGCUGAUGAGAGAUCUGUUGAGGCUGUCCACAAGCACGUACAGCCAAGUACGCACCAGGGCUCAAAAUGUGUUGUUCACGGCACUGGGGACCUACAAUUUCUGCUGCAGAGAUCUGAUCCCCCAUGUCCUGGAGUUUCUGAACCCGGACACCAGCAGUGUCUCACAGCAGCAGUUCAAAGGUGCCUUGUACUGUUUCCUGGGGAACCACGGUGGAGUGUGCCUGGCCAAUUUGCACGACUGGGACUGCAUUGCUCUGACGUGGCCCGCCAUCGUGCGCUCUGGCCUCAGCUCAGCCAUGUCUCUGGAGAAACCCUCCAUUGUGCGGCUCUUUGAUGACCUUGCAGACAAAAUCCAUCGCCAGUACGAGACCAUCGGCAUCGACUUUGCUAUUGAGGGCGAGUGCUCUACUGUGGCCAAACGACUCAUGAUCACUGGGAAUCCUCUUCCCAAGGAGCCUGUUCCGUCAGAGGAGGAAGUAGCAGAGGGUGUGAAAAAGCAGGGGCUCAAGAACGCAGAAUGUGUUCAGAAUUACCAUCAGCUCAUUGGAGAUCUGCUGGAAUUCCUCAACAACAGCAACAUGCCUUGGAAGUUCGAACACAUUGCAAUCGGCUUCAUGUCAUUGCUGCUGAGAGACGACCGCCUGCUCCCACCAGCUGCCGUCACGUUCUUCGUCAAAAGCCUCAACCAUGACUCCCUCUAUGUUCGAAAGGUGGCGAUAUCCGCUGUGGCAGGGAUCAUGAAACAGAUAAAGAGGCUGCAUAAGAAAGUCCCCAUCAGCCCCUCGGAGCUCUGUGGAGGGAAGGAGCUGAGUUGUAAUGUAGCAGGGGAUCGUCAAGACAACAACUGGCUCCAGUAUGACAGCAGCAGCCUGCCACGCACACAGAAGGACUGGGAUGCCUGUGUGUUCGUGGAGAAAACACACUGGGGAUAUUACAGCUGGCCAAGAAAACUGAUGAUAUAUGCCCCCCUGGAGGAGCAGCCCAAACAGAACCUGACCAGAGAGGAAAUGACAGAGCGGGAACAGAUCAUCUUUGACCACUUCUCCGACCCAGUCUUCAUCAAUCAGUUCAUCGAGUUCCUCUCCCUGGAGGAGCGUAAGGGAAAGGACAAGUUCAGCCCUCGCAGGUUCUGUCUCUUCAAGGGAUUGUUCCGCAAUUUCGGAGACAUCUUUCUUCCCCUGCUGCGGCCACACAUGGAGCGCCUGGUGGCCGACUCCCACGAGAGCAAGCAGCGCUGUGUUGCAGAGAUCAUCUCCGGGCUGAUCAGAGGCAGCAAGCACUGGAGCUAUGCAAAGGUUGAGAAGCUUUGGGAGCUGUUGUGUCCGCUGCUCCGUACGGCCCUGUCCAACAUCACCAUAGAAACGUACGCAGACUGGGGAACCUGCAUUGCCACAGCCUGUGAGAGUAGAGACCCACGCAAGCUCCACUGGCUGUUUGAGCUUCUGAUGGAGUCUCCUGUCAACGGAGAGGGGGGCUCCUUCGUCGACGCCUGUCGUCUGUAUGUGCUGCAGGGAGGCCUUGCUCAGCAGGAGUGGCGUGUUCCAGAGCUGCUCCACAGGUUGCUUCAAUACCUGGAGCCCAAACUCACACAGGUGUACAAGAAUGUACGGGAACGCAUUGGCAGCGUGCUCACGUACAUCUUCAUGAUCGAUGUCAACUUGCCAUGCACUCAGCCGACCACGUCCCCGCGCAUCUCCGACUUCACAGAGCGGAUUCUGCUGCAGCUGAAGCCUCUCACCGAGGGCGACGAGGAGAUCCAGAACCACGUGGUGGAGGAGAACGAGGUGGGAGAGCAGGACGAGAGGACGCAAGCCAUCAAGCUGCUCAAAACAGUGCUGAAGUGGCUGAUAGCGAGUGCUGGUCGCUCCUUCUCCACCGCGGUCCAAGAACAGCUACGGUUGCUUCCCCUGCUCUUCAAGAUUGCUCCUGUCGAGAAUGACGACAGUUACGAUGAACUGAAGAGGGACGCAAAGACCUGUCUAUCUCUGAUGUCUCAGGGACUCCUUUACCCAGAGCAGAUCCCCAUGGUCCUCAGGGGCCUGCGGGAGAUUGCUGGCAGCAGCUCCUGGCACGCUCGCUACACGGUGCUCACAUACCUCCAGAUUAUGGUGUUUUACAACCUGUUCACCUUCAUGAAUGACCAGCAGUCAGUGAAUGAAGUCCGGGCGCUGGUGGUACGACUGCUGGAGGACGAGCAGCUGGAGGUAAGAGAAAUGGCCGCCACUACUCUCAGCGGCUUCCUUCAGUGCAAUUUCCUAUCCAUGGACGCCCCCAUGCAGGCACAUUUUGAGGCUCUCUGCAAGACCCGCUUGCCUAAGAAGAGGAAGAGGGAGCUCGGCUCUACAGUGGACACUAUACCUUCUGCUGACCUGAUGCGGCGCCAUGCAGGCGUUCUCGGGUUGAGUGCUUGUAUUCUCUCCAGUCCAUAUGAUGUGCCCACUUGGAUGCCCCAGCUGUUGAUGGACCUGAGUGCUCACCUCAAUGACACACAACCCAUUGAAAUGACUGUGAAGAAAACUCUGUCAAACUUCCGACGGACUCACCAUGACAACUGGCAACAACAUAAGCAGCAGUUCACAGAUGACCAGCUCCUGGUCCUGACUGACUUACUGGUCUCCCCCUGUUACUAUGCCUAAAACCUGAUACCAGCCUGCAUUGGGGAGGAGGCUCUAGUUCUUAACUGAAAGACACAGCAUCACCCUGGAAGAAGAGUGGCACACAAAGCAACCGAGUUGUGGCACCCAGAAGGAUUGACAAGUUGUGUAUUCAUGUAUUUAGCUCCUUGACAUUUCUACUAUACUUAAUAUUUAAGGAUCAAUCAUAGCAGGAAUGAAUGACCUGCAGUUUGUAACAUUACUGUACAGUUUUAUUUCCUCUUUUUUUGGUUUGUUUGUAUGCAUGUGCACGGGUGUAUGUGUGUGUGUGUGCUUUUUUGUGGGAUGCUUGAAGAGACAUCUGCCAGUGUCCCAUACAUUUCUCAGGAUUCUAUCCCAAGUAUCAACUCUGAGCCAUCAUGAUGUCCAGUCAGACACACUCUUUACUAUCUCCCAAUAACGAGUGUUCAUUUCAAGCCACCUGUCUGCAACACACAAUGUUUGUGUGGCUGUUUGAUCUAUAUGUGAUUAUAUGCAUAGUGCAUAUCAUCGUAUAGCAAAUAUGCACAAACAUAUUUAUUUAUUUAUUUGACUUUUUUUGAAGUGCUAAGUUUUAAUUUUUCAUAGAAGGUAUUUCUGAGAUUGCAGAGCUUUUAGCAAAGGAGCCCAUUGUCAUCUACUCUUGCAAGAAAGGGAGAGGGCAAGCUCCCCACUGCUGUGCUGUGUGAUGCGUUUGCUGUGAGAACUGUUUGAUGACCAUUUCAUGUGUCUCGUUGCAAGAAAAUAACCACACCGCCUGUCUGUAAUCGUGACCUCUUCCCCUAUUAUCCCUCGCAUCAUUUACCUUUUUCUAAAAACCCACUGAGAUGAGAGAAAA